AUGUCCUGGUUUCCCCGGCUCCUCACACGUUGGCCCACCUCAGCUCUGUCACUGCUGCUCCUCAGUGCAGUGGGCAGACAGAUGGGUGGUCUGGAGGGGGCUCAGGCGACGGCGUGCACCAGGUGGGGUGCGCUGAACAACAAGAUCCUGUCUCAGGAUGGAGACGUGAUCCUUGGUGGACUUUUUAAUCUGUAUUACAUACCUUCAGCUGUACAGCAGGACUUCAUCAAGCAGCCGCAUUACGACCCAUGCACUGGUUUAGAUGUGGAGCCAUUGAAAUACAUGUAUGCUUUGGAGUUUGCGGUGGAUGAAAUCAAUGGGAACAGCUCCCUGCUGCCAGGAGUCAAGCUGGGCUACAGUUUAGUGGACAGCUGCAGCCGAUACCCGUGGGCUCUGCAAGAUGCACUGUCACUGGUCGGAGGAAACACACGUAGCUGCAACUCAACAGCAUCUACGCCACACUCUGCAUCGCGUGGGCAGCCUGUUCCUCUGCUGAUUGGGGCUUCCUCGUCCACAACAGGCAUAAUACUGUCCAGAGUCCUGGGGCCUCUCUCUAUACCAAUUAUCAGUUACCUGGCCACCUGCCCCUGUCUGAGCGACCGGCUCAAGUUUCCUAACUUCUUCAGAACGAUCCCCAGUGACAUCUACCAGGCCAGGGCCAUCGCACGACUGGCCAUACGCUUCCACUGGACGUGGGUUGGGGCUGUACAUGCAAACACCGACUAUGGUCGAUUGGCAAUGCAGGUAUUUCAGGAGGAGAUUCAGGGGAAGGGGGUGUGUCUGGAGUUCAUAGAGACCGUCCACAGAGAGACUAUUGUGAGAGAUGCCAGACGUGCAGCGCUCACAAUUCAAGCUUCCUCUGCGAAGGUGAUUCUCAUCUUCUGCUGGUACACUGACGUGAAGAGGCUGUUUCUGGAGCUAAAUGAAAGAAAUGUGACUGACCGACAGUUUCUGGCCAGUGAGGCCUGGAGCACCAGUGAUGAUCUCCUCCAGGACCCGGCCGUCUCAAAGGUGGCCAGUGGCGUUCUUGGCGUGGCUAUUCGAAGUUCAACGAUACCUGGGUUUGAAAAAUAUCUCAGGAAUUUGCACCCAGUUCAUCGUCCGCAUGAUGGAUUCUUAAGAGACUUCUGGGAAAAGGAGUUUGGAUGCAGUGCAGGGGAAGCAGCAUGGUUUUCAUAUUCCUCUUCAUCUCACACUUCUCUGCCCCCCUGCAGUGGCACAGAGUCUCUGGAGGGACUGCAGCAUCCCUUCACUGACACCUCUCAGCUGAGAGGGGCUUAUAAUGUCUACCUGGCUGUGUAUGCUGCAGCCCACGCCCUCCACAGCCUCCUCUCCUGCUCCAUCUCUACAUGCUCCUCUCCAGAUCACAUCAAACCGAUAAAGCUGCUGCAGCACUUGAACAAAGUGAACUUCACUACGCCACAAGGUGAAAUGUUUUAUUUCGAAGGAGCCGACACUCCGGCAAAGUAUGAUCUGGUCAACUGGCAGAAAACUCCAGAGGGGCCACUGAAGCUUGUUCUGAUUGGUCAUGUGGACGGGUUUGAUCUCCACCUUAACGAAUCAGCCAUUCAGUGGAGCACAGGAUCCAAUCAGGUGCCUGUGUCAGUGUGUAGUGAGAGCUGUCCUCCAGGCACCCGACUGGCCAUCAGGAAAGGAGAACCUGUCUGCUGCUUUGACUGUAUCCAAUGUGCUGAAGGAGAGAUUAGCAAUACAACUGGUUCCUCUCACUGUGUUCCUUGUCCGUCUGAGUACUGGUCCAAUACUGAACGAACAGCCUGCAUCCCUCGCCAGCUUGACUUCCUGUCCUUUAAUGAAACUUUGGGCAUUACCCUGACGACAGCAGCAGUGUGUGGUGCCACGGUGACAGCAGCAGUCUUUGUGGUUUUUGUUUACUACCAUCAAACACCCAUGGUACGUGCAAACAACUCAGAGCUGAGCUUCCUGCUGCUUCUGUCUCUGAAGCUCUGCUUCCUGUGCUCGCUGGUGUUCAUCGGUCGUCCGUCAGUCUGGGCCUGUCGCUUCCAGCAGGCGGCUUUUGGGAUCAGCUUCGUGCUUUGUGUUUCCUGCCUGCUGGUAAAAACCAUCGUGGUUCUGGCUGUUUUCCGUUCAGCUCGGCCCGGCGCUAAAUCCUUGAAGUGGUUUGGUCCGUGCCAACAGAGAGGAAGUGUCUGCCUCUUCACCUGUAUACAGGUUAUCAUCUGUGCCAUAUGGCUGUCCCUCAGCCCCCCCGUGCCUCAACAAGAUUUCGGUCUCCGAGGGUCAAAGGUCACGCUAAGGUGUGCCAUGGCCUCUGUGGUGGGCUUCUCUCUGGUCCUCGGCUACAUCGGCCUGCUGGCCUGCUCCUGCCUCCUCUUGGCCUUUCUCGCUCGGAAACUCCCCGACAACUUCAACGAGGCCAAACUGAUCACCUUCAGCAUGCUGAUCUUCUGCGCCGUCUGGAUCGCGUUCGUCCCCGCCUACAUUAGCUCUCCUGGGAAGUACGUUGUCGCAGUGGAGAUUUUUGCCAUUCUUGCCUCCAGCUAUGGUUUGCUGCUCUGCAUUUUUGCCCCGAAAUGUUUCAUUAUUCUCUUGAAGCCUGAGAAAAACACUAAGAAACACCUGAUGGCCAGAUAG
Messenger RNA from Paralichthys olivaceus (Japanese flounder), 2613 nucleotides. The record is from RefSeq and is a predicted model, not a curated record. NCBI's taxonomy places the organism in Eukaryota, Metazoa, Chordata, Actinopteri, Pleuronectiformes, Paralichthyidae.